AUGGAAUACUUCACCUUCGAGUUUUCGUUGGAAGUUGCAAACAAAGUCGGCGGCAUCUACCAAGUGAUCAAGUCCAAAGCACCCGUUAGCGUUGACGAGUUGGGGUAUUCCAAUUAUGUUCUCUUUGGUGCCAAGAAAAACGACCGAGCGUUGAGAACAGAAGUUGAACAAUGUGAGUUACAAAAUCCAAUCAUGCAGCGAACGAUCGAAGCGAUGCGAGAGCGAGGCGUCGGUGUAACAACUGGUAAAUGGCUUAUUGAAAGCGUUCCACAAGUCGUGCUCUUUGACAUUCCAUCCGUUGCCGGAUAUUUGGACGGUUGGCGUCGAGAAUUCGCGGAUAAAACAAAGAUCAAUGGACCAUUCGAAGAUAUUGAAUACAACGAUACGAUCCUCUACGGGUUUGUUUGCGCGUGGUUCAUCGGCGAGUGGUUGCACCAGUACAAACUCGCCAACGAGGAUCGAAUUCCGCUGACUAUUUGUCACUUCCACGAGUGGCUCGCUUCCGUGGGGAUGAUCAUGGCGAGAAUAAGAAAGCUUAACGUUGCGACGAUUUUCACAACACACGCGACUCUUCUUGGCAGAUAUCUCUGCGCCGAUCCCGCCUUCGACUUCUACACGAAUCUCCACACCGUUGAUGUUGAUUACGAAGCAGGAAGGAGACAAAUUUAUCAUCGAUAUUGCAUCGAACGCGCCGCUGCAUCGCUUUCACAUGUUUUCACCGCCGUUUCUCAAAUCACAGCAGACGAGGCCGAACACUUGUUGAAGCGAAAGCCAGAUGUAAUCACACCAAACGGGCUGAAUGUGAAGCGAUGGUCGGCUCCCCACGAGUUUCAGUCGCAGCAUCAGAAGUCGAAAGAAAAGAUUGAACAGUUCAUGCAAGGCCAUUUCUACGGUCAUCUGGACUUUGACUUGGAUAACACGAUUUACAUGUUCACUGCUGGCCGAUACGAAUACAGAAAUAAGGGCAUCGAUCUCUUCAUUGAAGCGCUCGCUAGAUUGAACAAAAAGUUAAUGGACGAGCAGAGCGACGUUACUGUUGCUGCCUUCAUGAUCUUCAACGGAAAGACAAACUCAUUCAAUGUGGAAUCCCUCGAAGGCCAGAGCCAGUCGAAAGCACUUAUAGAAUCAACGAGAAAAUUGCAGGAACGCAUCGGCCAACGGAUUUACAAAUCUGUUACACAGGGUCAUAUUCCAGAAGCCUCAGAAAUUAUCGGCGACGAGGACAUGUACGAGAUCAAAUCAAAAGUCUACGGCGCAGAAGGUCGGCCUCUCCCUCCCAUCACGACCCACAACCUCGUCAACGACGCAAAAGACCCCGUUCUGAGCAAACUACGUGAAUGCAAGCUUCACAACAAUUGGUGGGAUCGCGUAAAGGUUAUUUUCCAUCCAGAGUUCCUCAAGCCGACAAAUCCUCUUUUACCAAUGGACUACAUGGAAUUCGCGCGAGGCUGUCACUUAGGCGUCUUCCCUAGCUACUACGAGCCGUGGGGUUACACUCCUGCUGAGUGUACUGUUAUGGGCAUUCCCUCUGUAACGACAAAUCUUUCUGGUUACGGUUGCUGGAUGGAGGAACACAUCGAAAAUGCCUGGCAAUAUGGAACUUAUGUGAUUGACAGACGAUACCCGGCUUUUGAAAAGGCAGCAGAGGACCUGGCAGACAACAUGCUUGGAUUCUGCAAACAAACCCGUCGCCAGCGAAUCAUCCAGCGAAACCGAACGGAAAGACUUUCCGACUUUUUGGACUGGAAAAACCUCGGACGAUACUACACAGAAGCACGAAAACUCGCCCUCGCGCGUGUCCUUCCAGAGAAUAUCCAGGAAGAAAUUGAGCUCUUGCAUAGAGCGAAAAUGGGUGCUUUUAAAAGAACGCCUUCUCUUGCGAAUUUGUCCAUUGCCGCUUCUCCCUUCAACUCCAGACCUGCUUCUCGCCUCGCUUCGCAAGAUGAUGACGAAGACGGAGAAAAAAAUAAUAACGAGCCGAUCGAAGACAUCUACGACGAUGAUGGCACUUUGAUGUUCUCAAAAGACAUGAAUGAAGUAGAAGAAAAGACAAAAGACCUUCGUGUAUAUUAG
Oikopleura dioica is the source of this 2073-nucleotide messenger RNA. The record is from the annotation of a GenBank genome assembly. Lineage: Eukaryota; Metazoa; Chordata; Appendicularia; Copelata; Oikopleuridae.